This is a messenger RNA of Moesziomyces antarcticus, 1731 nucleotides long. Its product is annotated as mitochondrial carrier. The transcript has a single exon. The record is from RefSeq and is a predicted model, not a curated record. Lineage: Eukaryota; Fungi; Basidiomycota; Ustilaginomycetes; Ustilaginales; Ustilaginaceae. Bases 1 to 1731 code for a protein of 576 amino acids. Gene Ontology annotation, biological process: mitochondrial transmembrane transport.
AUGGCGUCUUCUCGCGCAGGCAGCUCGUCGUCGGCAAUGAGGUCCGACCUGGCCGAGCCAGAGGCGUUCCCGUCCAUGGCGUCAACCUCGCUCGAGCGCCCACAAUUGGGCAAGCGACGUUCCAGCUUCGGGCAGGGGGCGCCGCGCAAGCCCGUCUCGCGCACCAAGAAGGCGGUGGCGGCCGUCACGGGCGCAGUCACCACCAGCUUCCUCAUGACGCCGUUCGACGUGAUCAAAACUCGGCUGCAGACGCAGAGCAGUGCCGAGCCGCUUUUCUACCCAUCACAGCAUCUUGCCACUGCUCCUACUCUCACGAACGCCACCAGCAUCGACAAGGGCAAAGCGCCGGUCAAGGGCAACGCUUCCCGUCUUGCGGGUGGAUUCCACGCACACCCGGCCACGUGUUGCCAACAGACCUUCUUCACAUCCAACCGACAACCAGAGUCGAUCCUGUGCCGCUACGACCCGCGUCAAGCUUCGUCUUCGUCAGCCGCUUCCACCUCCGCAGCAUUGUCACACAGCUCAUCGUCACCAGCAUUCUUUUCAGCGCGCACACCUUCCAGCUCAUCGUCCACACAACGUCCCGCCCAUCGCAGCACCUCUUCACGCUUCGGCCGACACACGACGUCGUUCUCAGCAUCCGCACCGCCUCGGUCCAGCGUGCGCAUCCUUCCGUCCCCACCGCCUGCACCCAGCGGCUACCUGCAUCCAUCGCCAUCGGCUGUGACGGCGAACGGCUCGUCUUCGUGCGCGUGUGCGUUUCCCAACGAGACUGUGGCUGCACGUGAGCUCAAGGCGGCCGCCUCGGAGCAGGGGCGUCUCACGGGCUUGUGGGAUGGCGUCAUCAAGGUGGGCAGGGCCGAGGGCAUCCGCGGUCUGUGGCGCGGGCUCGCGCCAACGCUCAUGAUGACCGUCCCGGGCCAGGUGACGUACAUGUCGUGCUACGACUUCUUCCGCGGCAAGCUGUUGGCGUCCGAGGACAGCGAGCGUGUGCAGAGGGCGUUCCAGCAAGACUCGGCGGCGACGGGCCGGGAGCUCGGAUUGGCGGGCAAGGCGCCGAGCCUGUCGGCGGUGACGGCGCAAUCGCUGUACGCAUCCUUGCUCGCGGGUGCACUGGCAAGGUCGAUCUCAGCGACGCUAGUGACGCCGCUUGAGCUGAUCCGCACGCGGCUGCAGGCUUCGUCGCGUUCGCAGGCUUCGCUCACGUCGAUCCUGCGCGGGCUGUGGGUCGAGAUGCGCACCACCUCGAUCGGUGCUGGUGGAGGCCCGCUGAUUCUGUGGCGUGGCCUAACGCCGACGCUGUGGAGGGAUGUGCCGUUCAGUGCCAUCUACUUUGCGGGUUACGAGGCGGGCAAACGCUCGCUCACGGGCGGAGGACUCGGCGAAGGUAAUGCCGCCGGUAGCGGAGAGGAGUUUGGUGUUGCGUUUGUCUCCGGCGCCGUGAGCGGCUCGGUUGCUGCGCUACUUACGCAUCCGUUUGACGUAGUCAAGACGCGUCUCCAAACGCAGGGCUCGAAUCAGCCCGACGGUCGACUCUCUGCGAGUCUGCGUGGCAAUCAGCAAGCGACGAGCGGCGUCUGGAACACCAUGCGUCACAUCAUCGCCACCGAAGGAACAGCAGGGCUAUGGAAAGGUCUCAGCCCCCGAACUGCCAAAGUCGCUCCGGCUUGCGGCGUCAUGAUCGCCUCGUUCGAAGUCGUUGGUCGCUUCCUCGCCGACCUCGACAUCUGA